AUUCCGAAUUAUAGGCUCAUUGUGAUGGAACCCUUUUAUGUACACUACUUCACGAAUCAACAAUAAUAUAAUUAAUCAUUAGAACCCUCGUCAUCAUCAUCAUCUUAAGCUAAAAGCUUAUCUCAUCGGACAGAAAAAUGUCUAAAACUAUUGCUAUCUUUGUAAGUAUCAGUGUGAAAUUUAUGGAGCUGGUUUUUAUUUAUAGAUUUGUCUACAACAGAAUUUGCACCACUACCCCCCCCAUAAUUCUUUGUUAGACUUGCAAACCCCACGCGCCGGUAUUAGCUAAUGGACAUAUUUUAGUAAAAGUAUUGUUACCUAUUGCAUCUUCAGGCUGACGUAACUAAACUAUAUGGUAUCAAAAUUUACUAAGUAAGUGAAACUAUCAUCCCAAUACAACGUGAUUGAUUUGCAGUCUAGGCUGACCUAGACUCCAGAACAUGCAGGUAUCAGCUGCUCCUUUCCCAGCACCUAUCAUUUUGACUACAUAAGAAAUACUACGAAUACAGAAAGAAAGAAGAAAUUCAUAUCUACAUAAGAUGUACCUAGCAAAAUCCUAAUCAUUAAUCUGAGCAAAUCCGUCGCUGCCACUACGAGUACAACCUACUCCCUCUACUGUAAAUAGGAAUAACAAAGGUGUGUCAUUUUCUUUUCUCCUUAAUUUUUUCGUCCAGUUAAAAUGUCUUAAGCCUUGGGAAGGAUCUAGAAAAUUCCUUGACCCGGGGAAACAUACAGUUAGUGCAGGAUUUUGGUCUUCGGGCAGUUUAUUUGAGAAAAAGAUAAGGUUUGAGUAGUUAUGGUGCUUGUAUACUCAUCGGUGAUGAUUUUUUAUUAAGUCCUACCCCCACUACGAAAACCCUUUGCCCACCGACCAGCUACCUGCUUGCUUGACACUCAUCGUUUUAUGCUAGACUUUAUAGUUUAUUAUUAUUUUAAAAUUUAAAUAGUUUGUUCCUGCUAUCAAAUAAUGUUUUCCUUUGAACGUGAAAAUUGCGUGGAACGGAUUUUUCUUGAAGCUUGACAUUUUUGACGUUUCUUUGCAUCGAGUAAAAACCAACAAUUGAUCACUUUUCAUCGACAGUGAUGGAGUUCAAUGGGUGUCGCAUGAAUGAGGUGUCGGACCCUGUGGAUUUUGAGUUUUAUUACCGCGGAAGAUCGCUCACGCCAAGUCCCGUCCCAGUGCUAACAACAAAUGUAUGCUGCGACUUAGAAGACAUAUUGAGCGACGCCAUAUCAGAGUCUCUUCAAAGCUCUCUAAGAAUAAGUCGCAGUCAGCUAAUUAAUCAAGAGCUGACAAUACGACCUGAAGCGAACAUAGAAUCUAACGUCCCUGAAGGUCUUGACCUGUUCAAAGUUAUUUACGAAGUGGAAAGUGAUACUGAUACUAGGAUGGGUGAUACAGUUGACGGAGCGAGUGUACAGAAUAUACCAGUAAAGAGUCAGGAUUCGUGCCGGCAUGUCGGCGGUUCGAAGUUCUACGAGAUAGUAGAAGGUUCUGCGAGCGCGGACACCUCAACGCCAUCGCCAACGGAGAAACACGACCACAUGAAACCCAUUGAAAGUGAUGAUGAAGUGUCAGAUGUGGACCAGGAGUGCACAGUGUUCUGCGGCGUCAGCUACCUCGGCGCGCAGAACAUCGCGGACCCGAAGUCGGAAACUGACAUACAGCGUAUCAUGAAGGAACUAAGCUCGAUGCCUGAGAACCGAGACGGGAUAGCCGUAUCAAUAUCCAUACCAGUGUGUUCGCAGGGACUUGUUGUAUUAUACCAAGCGGCUACAAACAGUGUGAUGACACGGUACGCAGUCAACAGGAUAUCGUUCUACGCGAGAGGCGCGGCUGGCACGCCGGUCGCCUCGUGUUUUGCAUUUACGUGGUCUCACGGGGAGACCAAAGAGUCUGCAGUCUACCGCUGUCAUGUUUUCCGAUGUCACAUCGCCGAAGCUGUCAACCAAGUUUCAAGCUGUUUCGCUAAAGCAUUCGAGCGCAUUCCACGGUCCAUGGCAUCGUCACUUGUGGGUGAUAUAAGCGCAGCACCAUCCAUGACCGGUUCACUAACAGAAGGGCUUGGACCCGCCGCACCACCGAUGCAACUUAUGCACGUACUCGAAUGUACUGUGGAUAUUAAGGAGAUCGAUGCCAAGGGCACAUUUAGCCAAGUACCUAAGGAGCGUCUCGGCUACAAACUGCGUGGGGGUAUAGACAAACAAGUGACCAUAAACGUGACACAGGUUACCAACAAUGUGCAAGCAGACACUGACGAUCUCCAGUCAUCAUAUACGGGCGGUUUGUACAUCGAGAGGUGUUUCGGCAUACUACUGGCGCCCGGACGAAGCGUUAAACAUUCCGAUAUGCAACUGCUAGAAAUGGUGAGCGGUUCAUCAGGCGGAUCGGGCUGUUCUGUUUGCGCUUUGUGGAACGCGGGCGAGUCGGCGUUGGCCGCUUUUAAUGUUGCAAGUGGAGACGGGGCGCCGGCCUAUAUGUCUCUGGCCCUCGACCUCGUAAUAAGGGGUAUUCGGGAUCCGCUGCGACUAGUAGUUGAAACGCCGGUCAAAGUGUUUCCGCCGACAGAAAGAUUUUGGUACUACUCGAAACGACCUCUUGUACAACAGUUCUAUAUCAAUUUGAAAGAGUCAGUAGAUUCUUUAGGGCAGCUACAGUAUGAAGUAACUAGUGUGGAAACUUCAGGGGAGUUGGAUAGAUCGCGAUUGAACUUGCCCUUAUCGCUAUCUAGUCUGUUGCCAUCGCCAUUGUCAACUGCGCCGGCGCCGCCCUCGCCUUCUGAGCCCGAUUCAGAUGGUGAUGAACCUCUUCUCAGCGGGACAGGCGAAGUGUCCAAAGAUUGCGGUGUCGAUGUACUCGAAAAUUGGGCACAAGUUUUGAGAAGUUGGAUCGGCCCUAGACCUCGAGCCCUUAGCCAGUUAGUACGCGUGGGAGUACCGGAGGCUCUGCGUGGCGAAGUGUGGCUUCGACUAGCCGGCGUGGAUCAGAAUGAUAAACUAAUGGAGACUUACCGGACUCUUAUAAGCAAGGAUUGUCCGUUCGAAGCAGUGAUACAACGCGACAUAGCGCGCACGUUCCCGGCUCAUGACUUCUUCCGUGAAGCGGGCGGGCUCGGGCAGGAUUCCUUGCUCCGAAUGGCGAGAGCCUACGCUGUGUACGACCACGAGGUCGGCUACUGUCAAGGGUUGAGCUUCUUGGCGGCUACACUGCUUUUGCACAUGCCUGAAGAGCAAGCAUUUUGCCUGUUAGUGCGUCUCAUGUAUGGAUAUGGGUUGCGAGAACUGUACAAGGACGGUUUCGACGCGUUAUACAUGCGGCUUCAUCAGCUGGACAGAUUAAUGGAAGAACAACUAAACGACCUACGCGCCCACUUCCAAGAGUUGGGAGUUGAACCGCACAUGUUCGCAUCGCAGUGGUUCCUAACAGUUUUUACUGCCCGGUUUCCAUUGCCAUUGGUUUACCAUAUAUUGGACGUAUUUCUGCUGCAAGGCAUGGACACACUUUUCCAAGUCUCCUUGGCAUUGCUCUCGCGCGCUCGCAAAGACCUCUUGCAGCACGAUUUUGAAGGCGUACUCAAAUAUUUCAGAGUUACGUUACCAAAGAAAUGUCGUGCAGAGGAGGCAGCCCGCCAAAUCGUCAAACUUGCGUGCAGUAUUAAAGUGAAGCGGCUACAAAAAUAUCAGCUCGAAUACGAGAAGUUUAUUAAAGAGUCUGCAGAAAAGGAGAAAAUAAACGUGGAACUGGAAAGGUUAAAAGGAAUCAAUUCGCAACUACAACAAGAUAAAGACAUGUUAGAAGCACAACUCAUGCAGGCGCGCAGCAAUUACGAAGAAGCACAGAAAGAGUCCGUACACUAUGCAGCGGUUGCGCGUGACUACAGAGAGAUCUGCGCUCGUCUAGACAAACAGCUACAUACAGUACAGGAUUGUGUGAAAAGCUGUAUGAACUGCAGUUUAAAGUUGGCACAGAAAGACAAUAAAGAAGAAGUGGAACAGAAGCCCGAGGAGGAAAAGGAGAACUCAAGCGAUACAGAAGCUCGCUUAAAGCAAAGAGUUCGUGAUCUCGAGCUGGAACUAGCGCAGGUUAAGUUGGCGCAUGUGCAGGCGCAAUGCAGUAACCAGGAGCUAAGCCACCAAUUAAACGCAGCUUUAAACGAGAUGCAAGCGGCCAUGAAUCAAAAGCAAACUGUCACGCCGUGGCUCGUCAGGACUCUGGGUUCCAUCAUGGAUGCUGCGCAAAACCGGCCAUCAUUUCAAACUUACCUUCCGAAUUUAAAUCCGGAGCAACAGUCGCCCUCGCUUCCGAGGCAAGGUUCUUUUUCGAGCACACAGGGACAGAGCCAAGCGAAUCUCGACCGCCGUGUGUCCGAGCCAUACAGUCCGGUGGUAGUGAGGAGGAAGAAGGAUCUCAACGCGAAAAGACACUCAAUGCUAGUUGAAUCCAACCAUAGCAAUGAAGUUAAAGACCUAAAUCGACGGAGCCAUGAAGUUAAAGACCUAAAUCGACGGAGCCAUGAAGUGAUUGUAAAGAACCUAUCCAUGGGUUGAUAAUAGCGUUCGAUUUUUGAUUUUUUGGUUGAUUUCAUUCGAGGCGUCGCGUUCGGUGUUUGAAUGAAUGUUAUGUUCUUAUAUUGAUAUUAUUGUCUAUGGUGAAAAUUAUUUAUGCAUGGAGUUCUAUGGUAAGAGAGAUGUUAGGUUUAAAAUGCACAUAGCUAUCACUAGUCAGUACGGUAUGUAACCAGAGCUAUGUAUUAUUAUUAUUUUAUUUUUUGUGGAACAUUCGAGGGGAGCUUGCCAUUUUCUCAUUCCAUAUUACAAUACUAUUACAGUUUUGAUUUGUCAAGAGUGGUCAUUGCGUUCGGAAAUAUAACGCAUUUAAAUUUUUAAUUAUAAUAUUUAUGUGUUUUAUGUUUACUUGGAUUUCUAAUAUGCGACAACUUGUAAAAAUGUUUUUUUUAUGUGAAUACUUAGUUCUAAACUCGUUUGAGUAAAAGACUUAGAUUUCCGGUGCAGGUCGGUGAUUGUAUGUAAAAGUAAUAAUAAUUUUUGAUAUUACUUUAAAAGCUCGAUACUCAAUAAAUGGCCUUAAUAGUUUUAUCGUUGGAAUAACUAAGAAGGUAUUUAAAUUGAAGACGAUAGGGGAAAUCGAAAAGAUGUACGACUCGGAAGAAUAACUUUAAUGACAUAACCGGGCAAGCCAAAAAAGCAGAGUUUUAAGGAGAUACAAUCAACGUCUCUCUUAUCAGUUCAUACAAAAAAUCGCAUGAUAAACCAGUCUUUAAUAUUAAAAAUGUAGGAUAUAUUUGAUUUUGACAUAAUAUAGUAAGAGUGUUUUUUUUUUAUAUUUGUGUUAUAAACUUUGGUAAUUUCGCUUGCGCGGUAUUAUUGUUAACUUCACGAUUUUGGCCUUUUAUGGAUUGGAUCCCUUUUGCUUAGGUACGAUCGACUUAGAAUAUUGAUUGCUAAUAAUUCAACAAACUAUUUUUAUGAUGUUUUCAUAAAAAAGGUUGUCUAUGACAUUGGAAUUACCUUAUAACGAAUAUUAUUUUAUGCCUAAGCGAGUGCCUUCGUUCUAUAUUAACUCGAUGUUAUAAGACUGGCGCAUAUAUUCAUAAUCGAAAGGAUAAAGAAAUAUUUUAAAAAUUUGAUAGAAGCGGGCGUCGCUUCUCAGAUAUUUUUAUUCCAUUAUAUACAACGGGCAUUAAGCUUAAUUUGUGAUUUUUUUUUUAUUCCAUACAAAUUACCCCUUGACUGAAAUAUCACCUGGUGGAAAGUUAUGAUGCAGUCCAAGAAAGUAACGGGCUAGCUGGUUUAGGGGUAUGGUAGUUAUAUUAAAACUAUACCCCUAAUUGGUUUAUACGCUUCAUCGGCAGCGUUCACCGAUGCGCCAGGGAGGUCGUUAAUUUAUUUUUAUUUUCUAAUGUUCAUUGUGAAAACACCUUAAGUGACCUGUGUCCCCCCCCCCCAUCUCCCCUUUCCACCAAAGUAGUAAUUUAUAUUUAUUCCAUAUUAUAAUUAAGUUAGUCAAGAUGUUCAU
Messenger RNA from Pararge aegeria (speckled wood butterfly), 6037 nucleotides. It is a transcript of the gene GAPcenA, whose product is annotated as rab GTPase-activating protein 1-like. The coding region runs from base 1084 to 4548 and encodes 1154 amino acids. The record is from RefSeq and is a predicted model, not a curated record. Lineage: Eukaryota; Metazoa; Arthropoda; Insecta; Lepidoptera; Nymphalidae. The transcript is spliced from 25 exons.